Messenger RNA from Annulohypoxylon truncatum, 2037 nucleotides. Its product is annotated as Na(+)/H(+) antiporter 1. NCBI's taxonomy places the organism in Eukaryota, Fungi, Ascomycota, Sordariomycetes, Xylariales, Hypoxylaceae. Gene Ontology annotation, biological process: proton export across plasma membrane; regulation of membrane potential; sodium ion export across plasma membrane. Gene Ontology annotation, molecular function: sodium:proton antiporter activity. Bases 201 to 1838 code for a protein of 545 amino acids. The record is from RefSeq and is a predicted model, not a curated record. The transcript is spliced from 6 exons. Gene Ontology annotation, cellular component: plasma membrane.
CUCACGUUAUCCCUGUCAACACAAUAUUGAUCUACACGUAAAUCAAUAUCUCAUUCUAACUCGGGGGUCCCUAUUUCAAUGUAUUUCCUUGGCAUCUCCCCGUUACUCUUCUCGAUGUUUUCCAGCGUUCGAGUCCAGAAGAGCGUCCCGGACUCUUCCCUGACACGCAAGUAUUCUGCCAUCUUGCCACGCCUCUCACGAUGCCGACCCUUGAUCUUAGCGAGUUGAACAUCGUUGUUUCCGUUCUUGGUGCAUUCAUAGUAUUAUUUGGCCUGGUUGCCGUUAAAAUAAAAGGCGUUUGGUAUCUUGGGGAAGCUUUGCCGGCAGUCUUUAUUGGCAUGAUCUUGGGUCCUAUAGCGGCCAAGUUUCUAGAUGCCAAGCGAUGGGGCUCAGCCGCUCCGGACCAACAAGAUGCCAUAACUCUUGGCGUGAUGCGGGUGAUGAUUGGUAUUCAACUGGUUAUCGCUGGAUACCAACUACCCGCUAGGUAUAUCCACUUGCGCUACAAGGAGUUAAUAGUAUGCCUCGUUCCUAUCAUGGCAUUGAUGUGGCUGGCAACGUCGGUUUGCGUGCUUGCGACAAUUCCCAAGGUCUCGUUGCUGGCAACCCUUGUCAUCGGAGCUUGCGUCACAUCUACGGAUCCGAUCCUGUCGCAGGCCGUAGCCAAGGGACCUUUCGCUGACAAGUAUGUGCCUCGACCUCUCCGAGAGAUUAUUUCCGCCGAGGCCGGCGCCAAUGAUGGCUUCGCUUCACCAUUUCUCAUGCUUGCUGUCAACCUUCUGCGCCUGACAGAGAACCGCCAACCAACUCUUGUCGAGCGUGGUAGAGGCGUUGGCGAAGAUACCAAAGAUGUUGGCGUUGCCCUAGGGAACUGGGCCAUAGAAACCCUCAUUUACAUUGUUCUUUUGGCUACUGUUUACGGCGCGGUUACCGGUUACUGCGCUAGAAUGGGGGUCAGGUUCUCGUUGUCUCGGAGAUGGAUCGAUACAGAAAGCUAUCUUCUGUUCCCGACAGCAUUAGCUCUCUUUAUUGUUGGCACUUGCGGGGCUCUCGGCACUAGCGAUCUUCUUGCUUGUUUUGUCGCGGGCUGCGCAUUGAACUGGGACGGGGAAUUCCUCGCGGAAACGGAACGCCGCCACGACGAGGUGAACUCGUGCAUCGACGUUAUGCUUAAUUUCGGCGGCUUCAUGUAUGUCGGCAUCGCCAUACCUUGGCAGGAUUUCAACCAGCCUGACACCACCGGGAUCACUUACGCUCGCCUAUUUGGUCUUGGCCUCCUUGUUCUGCUCUUUCGCCGAGUCCCUGCUUUGCUUCUCACGUACAAGAUGAUGCCAAAUGUGGUCAAGGACUGGAAGGAAGCAGUAUUCAUGGGAUAUUUCGGCCCAAUAGGUGUUGGAGCCGUAUAUUACCUCCAGCACACUAGACUCCUAUUUCCUAAAGAAGACACGGCUAGUGCGAACGAGCGUGCAUUGCUCGAUGCAAUAACCCCAGUGGUAUAUUUCCUCGUGCUAUUCUCAAUCGUGGUUCACGGGCUGUCCAUUCCUAUCUUGAGUGCAAUAUACAAGUACUGCAACGUCCGGACAAUCACAGAAGACGCCGUUGAAAUCAGACGAAGGAGCAUAUAUAUGCCCACUCCGCCGAACGCCAUGAGAGGCGACCAGGACACAUUCAUAGUGUACAAUCGGUUUUUUCGCCCACUCGUAAAUAUGGGGACACUGCCAAUUUCGCGGCCCCGCACCCGUAGCGACAACGACAGUAUCUCGACGGUAGGAGACGAAGACAAGAAACGCGUGCGGUCAGUUAGGAUAAGCCAUGUGGAAUCUAGCAGAGGAGUUUGAAUUUUGGCAGGAUUUUAUUUUUGUUUUUGUUUUUGUUUGGAAAGGGAGGCCUGCUGAAUUUUACCAUGGUCAGGAGACGCGAUUGCACUCUUGAAUGAAAUUAUGAGGCCAACCUGGACAGUUACCUACCUACCUACAUUGGCUAAUGUAGUCUGUUAAACUUUUCAUUGUGUUUUUUGGUUGACUUCUAUAAAGAACG